Dictyostelium discoideum AX4 is the source of this 603-nucleotide messenger RNA. RefSeq lists its product as hypothetical. Bases 1 to 603 code for a protein of 200 amino acids. Lineage: Eukaryota; Evosea; Eumycetozoa; Dictyosteliales; Dictyosteliaceae. The transcript has a single exon. The record is from RefSeq and is a predicted model, not a curated record.
AUGGAUCUAAAUAAAAAAGAAAAUAACCAAGCAGAUGAUGAAAAAGGAGACAUUAAUAAUUUAGAUAUCUCAAAUAAAAUAGUAAAUAAAGAUGAAUUAGAAUCAACAAUAUUGAAAAACGAUAUUGGAGCAAACACAGAAAAUAAUACAAUACUAGAGGAACAAGAUUUUAAAAUUCCACAAACUCCAAAGAAAGUGGAGGAUAAACAAUACUUAAAAUCAAUGAUCUCAACUGUUUUUGAAAGUGAUAAAGAUGACAAUGAAAAAGCUAAUCAAUUAAUGAAUCAACUAUUAAAAAGUAGCACUAAUUUCAAUGAAAAUGAUACUCUCUUUAAUGAAAAUGAUGAUCAUGAUGAUCCAAACAAAAAAAGAAAAUUUUUUAACAAAAUAAAUGUAAAUCAAAAUAAUCAAAAUAAUAAUAAUAAUAUUAAUAAUGGUGAUGAUAACGACGAUGAUCAUGACCAUAAUAAUAACAGAGAAAAAAAGAAACCAAAUACCCUUAAAUAUGAUGAAGAUGAUGAAUUUGAUUCAAUUUUAAUAGAAAAAAAGAAAGAGUCUGAAACUAUAAACAAAAAUAAAAAAAAGGAAAAAUUUAAAUUUUGA